GAAGACAAAAAACGUCGCCUGCUGGAGAAGACAGAUUUUGUAGCCCAGCUAUCCCUCGUUUCGCGGAACAAGAAUUCGAGGGGCAAAUUUUAUGAUUAUUUUUUGUUGUUGGCCAGUUUGCCUACAUUUCCCGAAACCCACUGCGACGGCAAAAACAUCCGCCAUAUUGAAAUCGCCAGAACGGGAACGCGCUGGCUGCAUAGUCUGUAUCCACAACACAGCAUAUUGGGACUAUGACGCAGACAGUGCAGACGAACGGGGUGCAACCCCUCAGUAAGACCUGGGAACUCAGUCUGUAUGAGUUACAGAGGACUCCACAGGAGGCCAUCACAGAUGGGCUGGAGAUAGCCGUGUCUCCCAGGAGCCUCCACAGUGAGCUGAUGUGUCCCAUCUGCCUGGACAUGCUGAAGAACACCAUGACAACCAAGGAAUGUCUGCACCGAUUCUGUGCCGACUGCAUCAUCACCGCCCUCCGAUCAGGCAACAAGGAAUGCCCUACGUGCAGAAAGAAGCUGGUGUCUAAGCGAUCCCUGCGGCCGGACCCUAACUUUGAUGCCCUCAUCAGUAAGAUCUACCCCAGCAGAGAUGAGUACGAGGCCCACCAGGAGAGGGUUCUGGCCCGCAUCUCCAAACACAACAACCAGCAGGCCCUGUCCCACAGCAUCGAGGAGGGCCUCAAGAUACAAGCCAAGAACAGGCUGCAGCGAGGGAAGAAGCACCAGCUGGAAAACGGCAGCGGGGCAGAGGACAAUGGUGACUCCUCCCACUGUAGCAAUGCCUCCGUCCACUCCAACCAGCAGGAGGCGGGGCCGAGCAUCAAGCGUACCAAGACGUCAGAUGACUCUGGUCUGGACAUGGACAACGCUACAGAGAACGGAGGGGGAGGGGACGUGGCCAUGGACGGAGCCAGCGAGAUAGAACUGGUGUUCUGUCCUCAUCCUACGCUCAUGGACAAGGAGGACACCGUGCAGACCAGUGUUGAGUUUGUUCCCAGGUACAUCAAGACGUCGGGUAACGCCACAGUGGACCACCUGUCUAAGUACCUGGCUGUGCGUCUGGCUCUGGAGGAACUGAGGAAGAACGGAGAGGCCAGCCCUGUCAAUGUAGACGCUGCCUCAGAGAAACAAUACACCAUUUAUAUCCCUACAGCCAACGGCCAGUUCACGGUGCUGAACGGGUCUUUUUCUCUGGAGCUUGUCAGUGAGAAGUACUGGAAGGUGAACAAACCCAUGGAACUGUACUUCGCCCCCACCAAGGAGCACAAGUAGACCGCCUGGAGUACACCUGGGGGGUAGACCGCCUGGAGUACACCUGGGGGGUAGACCGCCUGGAGUACACCUGGGGGGUAGACCGCCUGGAGUACACCUGGGGGGGUAGACCGCCUGGAGUACACCUGGGGGGGUAGACCGCCUGGGGUACACCUGGGGGGGUAGACCGCCUGGAGUACACCUGGGGGGGUAGACCGCCUGGAGUACACCUGGGGGGGGUAGACCGCCUGGAGUACACCUGGGGGGGUAGACCGCCUGGAGUACACCUGGGGGGUAGACCGCCUGGAGUACACCUGGGGGGGUAGACCGCCUGGAGUACACCUGGGGGGGUAGACCGCCUGGAGUACACCUGGGGGGGUAGACCGCCUGGAGUACACCUGGGGGGUAGACCGCCUGGAGUACACCUGGGGGGGUAGACCGCCUGGAGUACACCUGGGGGGGUAGACCGCCUGGAGUACACCUGGGGGGGUAGACCGCCUGGAGUACACCUGGGGGGGUAGACCGCCUGGAGUACACCUGGGGGGGUAGACCGCCUGGAGUACACCUGGGGGGGUAGACCGCCUGGAGUACACCUGGGGGGGUAGACCGCCUGGAGUACACCUGGGGGGGUAGACCGCCUGGAGUACACCUGGGGGGGUAGACCGCCUGGAGUACACCUGGGGGGGUAGACAUCCUGGAGUACACCUGGGGGGGUAGACCGCCUGGAGUACACCUGGGGGGGUAGACCGCCUGGAGUACACCUGGGGGGGUAGACCGCCUGGAGUACACCUGGGGGGGUAGACCGAAUGAUACCGUAUUCCCUGUGUCCCAGGGUAGUGUCAGGAGGGAAUAGGGUACCAUUUGGAUCACAGUUCUGGACGAGACCUGCCAGGAGGACUAGGUGUCUAAUGGACACUAUGGACUCACACUCUCCGUCUCUCCCCUUUUCUGAUCUCUCCCUCUCCGUCUCUCCCCCUUCUGAUCUCUCCCUCUCUCUCUCCCCUUUUCUGAUCUCUCCCUCUCUGUCUCUCCCCUUUUCUGAUCUCUUCCUCUCUCUCUCCCCUUUUCUGAUCUCUCCCUCUCUCUCUCCCCUUUUCUGAGCUCUCCCUCUCCGUCUCUCCCCUUUUCUGAUCUUUCUCUGCUAUCUCCACCUCUCUGUUUAACCAUGUCUGGUGUAUAUUAGUUGGUAACAUGUUAGUGUAUGGGGCCUACACAAGGAAAACCUGACUCAUCCAUCAGCAUCUUCAUAAGCAUGGGGAUGUAACUGCAGUGGUGGUGUUCAGGAGGGCAGCGCCCGGGUGGUGUUCAGGAGGGCAGCGCCCGGGUAGUGUUCAGGAGGGCAGCGCCCGGGUGGUGUUCAGGAGGGCAGCGCCCGGGUGGUGUUCAGGAGGGCAGCGCCCGGGUGGUGUUCAGGAGGGCAGCGCCCGGGUGGUGUUCAGGAGGGCAGCGCCCGGGUGGUGUUCAGGAGGGCAGCGCCCGGGUGGUGUUCAGGAGGGCAGCGCCCGGGUGGUGUUCAGGAGGGCAGCGCCCGGGUGGUGUUCAGGAGGGCAGCGCCCGGGUGGUGUUCAGUGUUGCACCCUACUAAACAUCCCUGGUGUUGACCAGUGGCAGUUCAUAUCACCUGACUAAACUCUGAAACUAGGUCCCAAAUGUCUGCUUAUUCUCUAUGUAGUGGACUGCUUGGACCACAGCCCUAUAGACCCUGGUCUAAAGUAGUGCACUGCAUAUGGAGUAGGGGGCCAUUUGGGAUAACCUGAAUGUAUUAUGACUUGCUGUCUGAAGGUGUUGUGGCUAGCCAGUUUUCCGGUCACAUAGCCACUGUUGUCGGGUCCUCUUACUGAGUUAGUACCUGCUAGUUCCAGGGCUGUCUACCUUCUACCUGCUCUGGAUAACUGGUUGCUUUUGGGACCUUGGAUUGUCUUUUUGUAUCUGGGGUUACGGGGAGCUGGGUUGGGUGAUGGGAAGGGGUGGGAGGCUUUAGAAGGUCUAUUACCUCUGUAUACUCUGUCUUUUUGUGGAAUAUCAACAAGCUUGUUUUCUGUUAACCCGGGAUCCUGUUGUGUCUGUUGGCAUUGGAUGUGUCUCAAUUGGCAGCCUGUUCCCUGUUAAGUGCAAUACACAGGGCUCUGGUCUAAAGUAGUGCACUAUAUAGGGAAUAGGGCUCUGGUCUAUAGUAGGGCACUACAUAGGGAAUAGGGCUCUGGUCUAUAGUAGGGCACUAUAUAGGGAAUAGGGCUCUGGUCUAUAGUAGGGCACUAUAUAGGGAAUAGGGCUCUGGUCUAUAGUAGUGCACUAUAUAGGGAAUAGGGCUCUGGUCUAUAGUAGUGCACUAUAUAGGGAAUAGGGCUCUGGUCUAUAGUAGUGCACUAUAUAGGGAAUAAGGCUCUGGUCUAAAGUAGUGCACUAUAUAGGGAAUAGGGCUCUGGUCUAUAGUAGUGCACUAUAUAGGGAAUAGGGCUCUGGUCUAUAGUAGUGUACUAUAUAGGGAAUAGGGCUCUGGUCUAUAGUAGUGCACUAUAUAGGGAAUAGGGCUCUGGUCUAUAGUAGUGUACUAUAUAGGGAAUAGGGCCCUGGUCUAAAGUAGUUCACUAUAUAGGGAAUAGGGCUCUGGUCUAUAGUAGUGUACUAUAUAGGGAAUAGGGCUCUGGUCUAUAGUAGUGUACUAUAUAGGGAAUAGGGCCCUGGUCUAUAGUAGUGUACUAUAUAGGGAAUAGGGCUCUGGUCUACAGUAGUGUACUAUAUAGGGAAUAGGGCUCUGGUCUAUAGUAGUGCACUAUAUAGGGAAUAGGGCCCUGGUCUAUAGUAGUGUACUAUAUAGGGAAUAGGGCCCUGGUCUAUAGUAGUGUACUAUAUAGGGGAAAUAUUUCCCUUUGGGACAUUUAAUAAUGUGGUUGUCACCUGGCUGAUCUGGUAGCCAUGGAAAACAUCUGAUAUGACCUAACGACAUUCUAUUAGACAGACUUCAUCUCAUUAUUGCCCUUCUCUCUAGUCUGGUUGGCUCUCAUUCUGUCGUCCUAGAGAUGGUUAUCAUUUACAGCAGGGUUGGGGUCCUCUUCAGGCCGUGGAAUAAUCUCUGUACCUUCUGUCUCUGAGGAGGACCUCUCCUGUGACAUCUUUAAGAAGCCAGAAGUUCUUCCAAAAGCACUCAUAGAAAACUAAGAAUGAAAUGAGUAAGGAUGAAAUUGAGCCCAACCCUGUUUCACAUUGACGUGAUUAUCUCAGCAGGCUCAAGUCUAGUUCAGUACAACAUGGUAUAGUAGUAACACCCUUUGUUCAUUCAUCUCAACCAGGAAUGUAUCACUCUGACCCCAACACACCUAAACUGUAUGCAAGUUAUCUGUCUGUGUACAUAAACCAACCAGCUCUAUUCAUCACCUUCAAGCAAGCUUAAUGAAGUGUGUGUGUGUGUGUGUGUGUGUGUGUGUGUAGGGACCCAAAUUGUGUUUUCUCCCCCCCCCCCAACAAAAAAAAAAUAUUUCACAACGAUGAUACCAUGGAAGAAACAUUUACAAAUAUACCUUUUAAAAGCAUGUUUGGUUAUCAUUAUUUUUUACCAUUUUCUUUGCAUAAAUAUCAGUUUUUGUUUGGGAAAACUGCAAACUGUUUGGGAAAUAAACUGCAAAAUGUGUGUAAAA
This is a messenger RNA of Oncorhynchus kisutch (coho salmon), 4882 nucleotides long. It is a transcript of the gene rnf2, whose product is annotated as ring finger protein 2. Gene Ontology annotation, molecular function: ubiquitin protein ligase activity; chromatin binding. Bases 234 to 1268 code for a protein of 344 amino acids. The record is from RefSeq and is a predicted model, not a curated record. NCBI's taxonomy places the organism in Eukaryota, Metazoa, Chordata, Actinopteri, Salmoniformes, Salmonidae. Gene Ontology annotation, cellular component: ubiquitin ligase complex; PcG protein complex. The transcript is spliced from 8 exons.